Messenger RNA from Chrysochloris asiatica (Cape golden mole), 2945 nucleotides. It is a transcript of the gene SESN1, whose product is annotated as sestrin 1. Gene Ontology annotation, molecular function: oxidoreductase activity, acting on peroxide as acceptor; L-leucine binding. Gene Ontology annotation, cellular component: nucleus. The record is from RefSeq and is a predicted model, not a curated record. Lineage: Eukaryota; Metazoa; Chordata; Mammalia; Afrosoricida; Chrysochloridae. Gene Ontology annotation, biological process: cellular response to leucine starvation; positive regulation of macroautophagy; negative regulation of TORC1 signaling. The transcript is spliced from 10 exons. The coding region runs from base 218 to 1873 and encodes 551 amino acids.
AGACUGCUUCUUGGUGUAGAAUGACAGGGUGAAUUUAUCUUGUAGAUUGGUGGAAAAUAUCUAUAUAAGAGACAACUGGUUUCAAAUGUCACCCGAACGUGCGCUUUCGUGACGACUCGGUUUCCCUGACUUUGCUCUUUGUAAAAAAUACAAACUGCUUUGGAGAAAUGGUGAAAGGUAACUGAAGACUGAAAAGGAAAAAGCUCCCAAGUUUGAUAUGGCUGAAGGAGAGAAUGAAGUGAGAUGGGAUGGACUGUGCAGUAGAGAUUCAAGUACCAGAGAGACAGCACUGGAACACAUUAGACAAAUUGUUUUGAGAAAAACCGAGUAUCUUUGUUCAGUGAAAGAGACACCUUAUCGUCCAUCAGAAGGGCUUUCAAAUGCUGUUUCUUUGGAUGGGUUGAAUAAGCUUCUUGCUCAUCUGCUCAUGCUUUCUAAAAGGUGUCCCUUUAAAGAUGUAAGGGAGAAAAGUGAGUUUAUUCUCAAGAGCGUCCAGGAACUUGGUAUUAGAAUUCCUCGACCACUGGGACACGGACCAAGCAGAUUCAUCCCAGAACAGGAGAUUCUCCAAGUGGGGAGUGAAGACGCACAGAUGCACGCUUUAUUUGCAGAUUCUUUUGCUGCUUUGGGUCGUUUAGAUAACAUUACAUUAGUGAUGGUUUUUCACCCACAAUAUUUAGAAAGUUUCUUAAAAACUCAACACUAUCUACUGCAAAUGGAUGGGCCUUUACCUCUUCAUUAUCGCCACUAUAUUGGAAUAAUGGCUGCAGCAAGACAUCAGUGUUCCUACUUAGUGAACCUCCAUGUAAAUGACUUCCUUCAUGUUGGUGGGGACCCCAAGUGGCUCAAUGGCUUAGAGAAUGCUCCUCAAAAACUACAAAAUUUAGGAGAACUCAACAAAGUGUUAGCCCAUAGACCCUGGCUUAUUACCAAAGAACACAUUGAGGGACUUUUAAAAGCCGAAGAGCACAGCUGGUCCCUUGCAGAACUGGUCCAUGCAGUAGUUCUGCUCACACACUAUCAUUCUCUUGCCUCAUUCACCUUUGGCUGUGGAAUAAGUCCAGAAAUUCAUUGUGACGGUGGCCACACGUUCAGAUCUCCUUCUGUUAGUAACUAUUGCAUCUGUGACAUUGCAAAUGGCAAUCAUAAUGUGGAUGAAAUGCAGGUCAACUCAGCAGGAAAUGUUUCUGUAAGUGAUUCCUUUUUUGAGGUUGAAGCCCUCAUGGAAAAAAUGAAGCAGUUACAGGAAUGUCGCGAUGAAGAAGAGGCAAGUCAGGAAGAGAUGGCUUCACGUUUUGAAAUAGAAAAAAGAGAAAGUAUGUUUGUCUUCUCUUCAGAUGAUGAAGAAGUUACACCAGCAAGAGAUGUAUCUCGUCACUUUGAGGAUACUAGCUAUGGCUAUAAGGAUUUCUCCAGGCAUGGGAUGCAUGUUCCAACAUUUCGAGUCCAGGACUAUUGCUGGGAAGACCACGGUUACUCUUUAGUAAAUCGCCUUUAUCCGGAUGUAGGACAGCUGAUUGAUGAAAAAUUUCAUAUCGCUUACAAUCUUACUUAUAAUACAAUGGCAAUGCACAAAGAUGUUGAUACCUCAAUGCUUAGACGUGCCAUUUGGAACUAUAUUCACUGCAUGUUUGGAAUAAGAUACGAUGACUAUGACUAUGGUGAAAUUAACCAGCUAUUGGAUCGAAGUUUUAAAGUUUAUAUCAAAACUGUUGUUUGCACUCCUGAAAAGGUUACCAAACGAAUGUAUGAUAGCUUCUGGAGGCAGUUUAAGCACUCUGAGAAGGUUCAUGUUAAUCUGCUUCUUAUAGAAGCUAGGAUGCAAGCAGAACUCCUCUAUGCUCUGAGAGCCAUUACCCGCUAUAUGACCUGAUCCCUUUCCUCCAGUAAAGAUGAUGGAAUGAUCAGCAGAGAAAUCUAUAAGGGGAAGGUACUGAAUCCCAGGACCAAUGGUAGAUAAAAGAAUUCAGACUCCAUUGUGCCAUGAUUCCUUUAGUUUCUGCUAUUUUACUGUGGAAAUGCCACUGCUGGCACGAGCAGUGACUGCUUGGCAGCUUCCAGAUUAGAGCUGUGAAGAAGGUCUGCCGUUCACAGUAUUUUGCUUUUUGACAGUACAAGAUGCUGUAUAAUUGUUUUAAUACAGCAAAUAGUAACUCCAAAUCCUGUUGCUUUUAUGUUAAACAAGAAUUGGAGCAUGCAAAGAAUGGGACUUGGAUAAUGACUUAAGCUUUAUACAUAGAGAAUUGUAGAAAAUCUUGGUGCUGCUAUUCUUGCGGGUGGAAUGAAUGACUCGAACAGCUACUUAGUAAUACAAGUGAGCGCCGCUACUACCUGAGCCUACAUACACAACUUGUGGUUUCCAAAUUAAACUUGCAUAUGUGUUAUUGGUUUUUGCAUCUAAAAAAGCAUAGAAAUAUUACUUAGAGCUCAUUAAAGACCAUUUUGGUGGUAACAGUUCAUUUCUUUCACUAUAGUUGUUUAUUCAAAUUCAGAGUUAUAUCAAAUUGCAGUGAUGUUCUUAAAGAUUUUCUUUAAAAAGCAAUCUUAAAUGAAAGUGUGUAAAUUAUAAGCUAUCUUUUGAUAUACUGUUUCCCAAGAUUCUGACACUGGAGGGCGGCUGUCUUGUGCAGUAUUGCUGUGUCCAGCACCAAAGUUGUGGAGAUGUUUGUGUAGACUGCUGCGCAGUCCCAGGUGCCUCCUAGACCUCUGUUCCUGCCCAGCUCCAGGGUCCCCAAUUGAGAGGUUGUGCAGCUCCUUAAAUAAUAAGCUGGAAAAUAUUUUUAGUCAUGUUAUCAAAUUGGACUUACAAAAAUGUUAAUUUGUUUGAAUUGCAAACAGGUUUAAAAAUGUAUUAAGUACUUUGUAUUCUGGAAGCGUGAAUUGCUUUUGAAGUCUGUCAGUAUUACUGGUAUUUUUCAAUAAAGAAUAAUUUUUCUCCACUUUUA